Messenger RNA from Hibiscus syriacus, 604 nucleotides. RefSeq lists its product as uncharacterized. NCBI's taxonomy places the organism in Eukaryota, Viridiplantae, Streptophyta, Magnoliopsida, Malvales, Malvaceae. Gene Ontology annotation, biological process: translation. Gene Ontology annotation, molecular function: structural constituent of ribosome. Gene Ontology annotation, cellular component: ribosome. Bases 18 to 323 code for a protein of 101 amino acids. The transcript has 3 exons. The record is from RefSeq and is a predicted model, not a curated record.
CCAAAGCAGUGUUAAGUAUGAAGGUGCGAGCAUCUGUGAAGAAGAUGUGCGAGUUCUGCAGAACCGUUAAGCGCCGCGGACGUGUAUAUGUACUAUGCACUUCCAACCCUAAACACAAGCAACGACAAGGCAUUUCCACAUUUGCUUCUGAAGGCACGGUGCCUCCCACGAUGGCAGAGACGAAUGUGAAGCAUCCAAUUGUGCCAGGUUACAGCAUGCGGCCGGGACUAGCUUCCCUUCUUCCUAAAACGCAAGCACAGUCUUCGUUGAUUAUUGGGUGGAGGGCUAAUCUGGCAUCUCUCAUAUUCAAACGAGGUAAUUAGGGGUACCACAAGAAGCGAAUAUAUUACAGUUGUCGAGUUGAUCUUCGAUCGAUGCAGCCAGUCAGAGCUAUGAAUUCUUUUUUUUCAAUUGAAAUUAUAUUAAUGAAUGGUGAUGAUACAUUUGGAGCCGUGUUUGGUAUUUUGUUGCGCCAGUAUGCAAUGUUGCAUUCCUAAAAUAGCUGUUGGAACACAGAUAAAUGUUGAAAGGGCAGGGCCCUUGGACUCUUUUGAUGCGUCAGCAUGCAUUUAUGGGCACACCCCAAUAAGAACAAAGAGCUGCC